Molecule: messenger RNA, 2156 nt
Organism: Cyprinodon tularosa
Lineage: Eukaryota; Metazoa; Chordata; Actinopteri; Cyprinodontiformes; Cyprinodontidae
Gene: arl16
Product: ADP-ribosylation factor-like 16
Exons: 4
Coding region: 321-650 (109 amino acids)
Molecular function (GO): GTPase activity; GTP binding
Source: RefSeq, a predicted model, not a curated record
CAAACGGAGUAACUUCGAAAACAUGUUACCACUGGUUUCAUAUACGGUCUUUCCCUCCUACCUUGCGUUACAAUAAAACGAAAUAAUGAGCAGCAAAGAAGUGUGCUUACUUAUCGGAGCAACUGGUGUUGGGAAAACGUUAUUACUUAAACGCCUACAAAAUAUCCUUUAAUCUCAGUGUUCUUGGAAUAGAUGUCAGGGCUGGAUAGGCUCAAAGGCUAAUGUAGCUUAGCCUGCUGUGACUUGGCUUUAAAGGAACCAACCUAACAGAUUUGACCCUGAAAAAGAAGAAGGUGACUGUGAGGGAAAUCGGAGGCUGCAUGGGCCCAAUAUGGCCGAGUUACUUCCAGGACUGCUUCGCUGUGAUUUUCAUGGUGGAUUCAGCCAACAUUGUUCAGAUAUCCUCCUCCUGUAUCCAGUUGCUGUCUGUGCUCUCUGCUGACCCUCUGCGCAAUGUCUCUGUGCUUAUUCUCUUUAACAAGAGGGAUAUGCCUUGCCUCAUGAGUCUGACAGAGAUAAAAUCACUAUUCAGAAUAGAUGACAUCGUUUCAUCAGCUCCUCAGCCUAUCACAACGCUAGAGGCCAGCGCUCGCUCUGGACAAGGUCUGCAAGAGGUGUUGAGCUGGCUGGAGUCUGUCGCAGUCAAGUGAAACACAUUUGGUAGCUUGGAAAACCCUUACUGAUGAUCACAUCCAGAUUCAGUGUCUAAAAUAGAAUCUUUUAGACAAUCACAUUUAGUGUUGGACUAUAAAAUAGUGCAUAUGAGAAAAUGCAAUAGGAUAAAUUAAGAGGACAAAUUGUAAGAAUAUUUGUUUGAAAGUGUACAUAGUGACACUUUUUCAGUAUUACCUUAGGUUUCAUCUGCCAAUGUUUUUUCCUUAUUCUUUUCUUAUUAAAUUCUUUAGUGAGCAAAUUCUUUAAAAGCAGGUUAAGACCACUUAUAAUCUGAUUCAAAUGAGGAUGAGAGUUUGACCUAAACUCUUACUGCUUAGAUUUAAGUUAAUUAAAGACACAAAACAAAAUAGAUAUAAAAAAUCAGUAAAAAUACAGACUUGAAAUGGAAUUUACUUCAGGGUCUUAAGGUUUGAAUUAUAAGUAAUUGAAAGUCUGUUUUGUAAUUGCAGAAUAUAGAGUAUAUCAUAUGAAUUGUAACAACCUCAUUUUGUGGAAUAUUUUAUAAAGAAUCCAUGCUGACUAUAAAAGACAUAAGAAAGGGAAGAAAUGAUUCCAAGAAAGACAUAAAAAGGGAGUAAAAAUAGCUGCAAAAAUAGUCAGAUGUAGGUCAGCCUCUCUCUAAGACACUGGUGUGUAGAGAUGAAACAAAAGUGAAAAUAUGGCCCACUAUGAAAGCUAAAUACAGUUGUGCUUAGAAAUGAGGGAUAAUUAAACUGUUAAAGAGGGACCAUUUAUAUUUGAUAUUAGUUUAGUGAAAGUCUACGUUUCUCUCAGCUGAACAGUGGUUUAAAUCGCAUACAUUGGGGAAAAGUGGUGUGUGUGAAAAUUACCAGGUGUUUAUCUCUUGGUCAACUCCCAGCAGAACUCUAAAGAGUAUAAAGCUCAUCCUCAAAAGAAGAACACUUGAAAACCUAAGAGCUUAAAUGGAAAUGGUGCCAUUGUGCAUGGCACAAAUGAUCAGCAGGUUGAAGAUGGUGCUCCGAAUGUAAAACUGUUAAAAGCACCCCAAUAAAUUGAAUAAGACUGAAAAAAGUAUUAUUUUUAUAAGUCAAUACGAAAAGAGAAACUCUCAUUAAGUACCGAUUUGUUUUUCUCCUACAAACAAAUAUACAUUUUGAGCAUUCAAUUCAGUAAAAUUCCACCCUAUUGCCAUAGAGCUCAUGAAAAUAAAAAAUAGUAUAAUGUCAAGAAAAACAAAACUGUGUAUGUGCUUAAUACUGGAUCAGGGAUCCUUUUCCUUCCAACCAACCAUCUAACAAUAUGCUUUCUCUCAUCACCAUGUGCACAACCAGCCUACUAAGCAAUAACCCAUUAUGGCGUACCCUCAUGGUGGAGAGUGUCAUUGUUUACUGGAUAACUGCACAAUCAGCAGUCUUCCUCAUUGUGUAGGUCAAAACAUGGUCAUCACAUAACAUUUCUGUAUCCAAAGUCAUUCUCUAUUUAGGUCUUUAAGCGUGUAAUAAAUAUUUAUCCAUAAAAUG